Micromonas commoda is the source of this 1624-nucleotide messenger RNA. RefSeq names its product glucose-1-phosphate adenylyltransferase (gene ADG1). The record is from RefSeq and is a predicted model, not a curated record. Bases 1 to 1503 code for a protein of 500 amino acids. NCBI's taxonomy places the organism in Eukaryota, Viridiplantae, Chlorophyta, Mamiellophyceae, Mamiellales, Mamiellaceae. The transcript has 4 exons. Gene Ontology annotation, molecular function: glucose-1-phosphate adenylyltransferase activity. Gene Ontology annotation, biological process: glycogen biosynthetic process.
AUGCAGGCUGUUUCCAUGCGCGUCCAGGCGCCCACUUUCGCGUCCGGCGUCGCCCCCGCCAAGUUCGGCUCCCGCCAGGCUGUGCGCGGUAAGGCCGUCGCGUCCCGCCGUGUCGUGCCGAAGGCCGAGGUGAAGCGCGUGACCCGUGCCGUCGCCACCAAGGCUGAGAUCGCCACUGAGACCGCCACCGAAGUCAACGACAACACCGACAAUGUCCUCGGCAUCAUCCUCGGCGGUGGUGCGGGCACCCGCCUGUAUCCUCUCACCAAGACCCGCGCCAAGCCCGCGGUUCCCCUUGGCGCCAACUACAGGCUCAUCGACCUCCCCGUGUCCAACUGCAUCAACUCCGACAUCAACAAGAUGUACUGCCUCACGCAGUUCAACUCCGCCUCUCUCAACCGACACCUUUCUCAGGCGUACAACAACAACGUCGGCUCCUACAACCGCCAGGGUUUCGUCGAGGUGCUCGCCGCGCAGCAGUCGCCCAAGAACAAGGACUGGUUCCAGGGCACCGCGGAUGCUGUGCGCCAGUACAUCUGGCUCUUCAACGAGUCCAAGUGCGACGAGUACAUCAUCCUUUCCGGUGAUCACCUCUACCGCAUGGACUACAAGCCCUUCAUCCUCAAGCAUCGCCAGACCAAGGCUGACAUCACCGUCUCCGCCGUGCCCAUGGAUGAGGAGCGCGCCGCGGCGUUCGGCCUCAUGAAGAUUGAUGACACCGGCAAGAUCAUCGACUUCGCCGAGAAGCCCACGGGUGACGCCCUCAAGGCGAUGAUGGUGGACACCACCAUCCUCGGCCUCGAUGCCGAACGCGCCAAGGAGAUGCCUUACAUCGCGUCCAUGGGAAUCUACGUCUUCAACGCCAGGGCCAUGGAGAAGCUGCUUAUGGAGGACUUCCCCACGUGCCACGACUUCGGCGGUGAGAUCAUCCCCAACGCCAAGGACCUCGGCAUGCACGUUCAGGCAUUCCUCUACGAUGGCUACUGGGAGGAUAUCGGUACCAUCAAGGCAUUCUUCGACGCUAACCUCGCGUGCAACGACCCCGAGAAGGCCAAGUUCAGCUUCUACCAGACUGGUGCCCCCAUCUACACCCAGUCUCGCUUCCUCCCCCCCAGCAAGCUUCUUGAUGCCGAGGUCUCCAAGUGCACCAUCGGCGACGGCUGCUUCAUCAAGAAGAGCAAGCUCACCAACGCGAUGAUCGGUCUCCGCACCAACAUCCAGGAGGACUGCGUCAUCGAAGACGUCAUGAUCAUGGGUGCUGACUACUACGAGGAGACCCACGAGUGUGAGGACCUCCCCGGCUGCACCCCCAUUGGCAUCGGCGCCGGCACCACCAUCAAGAGGGCCAUCAUCGACAAGAACGCCCGCAUCGGCAUGGACUGCCAGAUCAUCAACAAGGACAACGUGCAGGAGGCGAACCACGAGGACAAGGGUUACAUCAUCAAGGAUGGGAUUGUUGUCAUCUGCAAGGAUGCCAUCAUCCCCAACGGCACCGUGAUCUAAACUUGUUCAAUCCCUGGACACGAUUAUUUGUAUGACACGAUAGUUUGGAACCAUCUCGCGGUUUCGUGAUGAUGGUGUAGCACAUAGCUGGAAGUAUUGUAACGCGCGGAACAUUAAGGAA